AUGGACGCUCCUCACGCACAGCCGUCGUACCUCUCCAUCGACAUCCCCGACUACUCCAUUCCAUACGCAUACGAAGACAACAUGUUCUUCGAGUCGCCCAUGUCCGCACCCGAGAUGCACACCUACCCCGAGGCGUCCAUCCACAGAGUGCUCACCGCGCUCACCGUCGCGACGCGCUCCUACACCCUCGAGGGCGCGAUCACGCCCAUCUCGAAUCCCGCCCCGACACGCGCGCCCUCGCCCCCGCCCGUCGUCGACUACCCGUUCCUGCAGUUCCCUACGCUCCUCGCGGGCGUCCCUGUCCCAUCGGCCUCUGCGUCGACGUCCGCGAUCCCCCCGCCCGCGCCGACGAUGACGAUCGCGGCGGGCCAGGCGAUGUUCAAGCUGAAUACGGCGCUCGGCGAGGGCGGGGGCGAGGGCAAGGAGCCCGAGAAGAAGCCGAUUAUGGCGUGCCUCUUCUGCAGAGAUCGCGUGCGGGCCCCAGCGCUGCAACGGGAUGCGUGUGCGCGCAACAGCCAGUGCAUGCGCCGUGGGCUCGUCUGCGAGUACCCGAAGGAGUCACGCCGGGGCCAGCACAAGCGCGGGGCGCGUGCCGCGCGCGUCGAGGCGCUCGCGUCCGCGAACAAGGUCGCGGCGCACGCGGCGAAGGGCAAGGAGCGCUCGCAGUCGCACUCGCUCGCGACGGCCGUCGCCGGGCCCUCCGCGGUGGACAUGGCUGCGACGCUGCGCGUCGCGCAGAAGCGGGAGCAGCAGAAGAGGCGCGCUGCGGACGGCGCGGUGCCGAGCGAAAACGUAUCUGGGCAGCGGGUGCCCGGCACCGGCAACGAAAGCGACCCCACGCGGGUCGAAUAUGCCAUGAUCGAGGAUGCAGCACAGGACGAUUAUCAGGGUGAUGACGAAGAGCAUAUAACCAAGAGCGAGUGGCGCAAAACACAGAAGGCGGAACCAUGCUCGGUGCUUGUCGGCUCCAUGGCGGUUACCCGACAGGACAACCUUGACCAGAAGGUAGCAAUAUUCCUGAACGGAACCCUCUCCCAUGAGCCAGGGUUCCUAGAAAUCGCCGGGGAUGAUGCGUACGAGAUGUGGACUCAGGGCGCGCAGACCGAACUUCUCGUGCUGGGCGACAGCAUUCAGCGCGCGUUCCUCGCUUGCAAAAUAGCCAAGACAUACAAAGCCGAAGGGGCGCCAAAGGACGACUCUAAUCCGAACCAGCCCCAGCUACCUGCGAUUGUAGCUGAGGAGCUCAUGUGGCAGAGUAUCGCCACCGUACUGCGCCCCUCUGGCCCGUUAGUCCUGGGAGGCGCCUUGGACGCCUACGUUUGCCCUCCCGAAGUAGCCGCAUAUAUGCGCACCGAGCGAGAAGAGCGCUUCAAUCGGCUCCGUCAGCUGAAAAGCAAUGCUAGGCCCGAAGUAGAAUUAGUGCAGGAUUCCGAGGAAGAAAUGGUGGAGGAUUCCGAGGAAGAGAGUGAAAUAUGCGACAUUGAGGUGUUCCAGCUUCUGUGGGCAUAUCAGCAAAUGUACGUCCGCGACACGCCGAUGGCCACUUGCCAGGACUGA
Dichomitus squalens LYAD-421 SS1 is the source of this 1557-nucleotide messenger RNA. RefSeq lists its product as uncharacterized. The transcript is spliced from 8 exons. The record is from RefSeq and is a predicted model, not a curated record. Lineage: Eukaryota; Fungi; Basidiomycota; Agaricomycetes; Polyporales; Polyporaceae. Bases 1 to 1557 code for a protein of 518 amino acids.